Serpula lacrymans var. lacrymans S7.9 is the source of this 733-nucleotide messenger RNA. RefSeq lists its product as uncharacterized. The record is from RefSeq and is a predicted model, not a curated record. NCBI's taxonomy places the organism in Eukaryota, Fungi, Basidiomycota, Agaricomycetes, Boletales, Serpulaceae. The annotation marks the transcript as partial. The transcript has 3 exons.
UUAUUCAGGACACAACCAAAGUUAUCAUGACCGCCGCUGGAGUUUCGGAGUUGGCUGCAUUGGAGGACCUUACACAUCAUCGCAUGGCCAUGAAAACGGUUGGGGUGGAGCUUGUGUGGUUCUCCUGUGUACGUGAGAUGCUGGAUGGGAUCAUCGGUGUUCUACUUGGCCUUCAGAAUGGUUACAUGAGACGUGGUCUCAUCCAUUGCGACGUUAGUGACGGCAACUCAUGGCUUCGAGUCAAGGCUGCCUUGCCUCAAUUUACUGUCCCAGAUUGGCCUGACAGCGCCAGUAAUGACUGGUAUCCGCAACGCCCUGGUGUUCUAGGAGACUGGGCGAUGGCUGAAGACGUGCAAAAUGGAGAGACUGGAAGGACCACAAAAUAUUUGACGGGAACAUAUCCUUAUCAAGCUAUAGGGAGAAUCAUACGGCCUGAGGUACCGCAUGGUUACAUGCACGACUUGGAAUCGGUAUUCUGGAUGUUAUGGUUGAUUAUGAUCAACUGCGAAGGUCCCUACUGUCAGCAAAUCGACUGGAGUGAGAAAGAGAAGGAAACUGUGGUAACAGAGACCGACAAUAAACCUGCAUCCUCAAAGCGCUCAGCGUCUCAGAAGCAGAAGCAUGAAACUUUAUCAUCUCAUCAGUACAGUCGUUCCUCAUCACACAAUCCUGGCCACAGUACGUCUGACUACCAAGAGGAUCUCCCUAGCAACGGUACCAAGGGAGGCGUCCA